GGGAGGAGGAGGUACCCGGGGAAGAGGCACGUGGCGGCAAGACACUUCAGAAGGGGGGGCUGAAGGAGGAAGCACUUCAGAGUGAAGGGCGUGGGCAAGAAGCGCCUGGGCAGAGAGGGCUUCAAAGACGGGCGCUCGAGAAGGAACUGUCUGGAUAUAGGGCACUUGCAGAGGGGACGCUUGCAGGGUCGAUGACGAUGACGAUGACGACGAAUAGCAAGACGAAGACGACGGCGAGGGCGGUAACUGCACAGCAGAAUCCAAAUGCGAACCGGCUCUCUGUCCUGUUCCACCGAGCUCCUGAAGUCUCUGGCGCUGUGGAGACUUUUGGGGUAUCUGCGGUGCUGUUGUCCCCUCAAAGUCCGAUUCAAGAGGCGACGACGGCUCAGCGAGCGGAGGGAGUCGGGGUUGCUCGGCCAUGCAGCGGUUGCACAGGACCAUGUGUCUGUCCAGCACGCUUGACUUGUGCGGUUGACCCGACACAA
Molecule: messenger RNA, 485 nt
Organism: Exserohilum turcica Et28A
Lineage: Eukaryota; Fungi; Ascomycota; Dothideomycetes; Pleosporales; Pleosporaceae
Exons: 1
Coding region: 265-462 (65 amino acids)
Source: RefSeq, a predicted model, not a curated record